This is a messenger RNA of Dictyostelium purpureum, 162 nucleotides long. RefSeq lists its product as uncharacterized. Bases 1 to 162 code for a protein of 53 amino acids. NCBI's taxonomy places the organism in Eukaryota, Evosea, Eumycetozoa, Dictyosteliales, Dictyosteliaceae. The transcript has a single exon. The record is from RefSeq and is a predicted model, not a curated record.
AUGUCAAGUACAGCGAUAAAGGUAAUAGAUGAAAAAGAGAUUGCCAGGUUAAUGGCAAUUACACAAGGAACACCAGAGUACUUUAGUGAAAGAAAGAAAUCACCCGCAUGUGGUAGUGAUUUAGCAGCAAUGAUUGGUGUUAACCCUAUAAAACCCCUUUGA